UUGUACUAGAUAAGCCCCGUGUACAUAGUGGCCAUGUUCAGCCCCUAGAUAAACCUUGAUAAAGGAAUCACGAAAUCUGCCGUAUAUAGAACAGUUUUAGAACGAGUGUUUGGACUUAAUACCGGUUUUCAUAAUGCCUGUAAUUAUUUAAGUGCAUUUUAAGACUAACGAACGUUCGCUAAUGGCGUUUGAAGGAACAGCACGGGUUCUCUUUAUUUUUGCCGUACUACACGUGACAGGUGCCGUCACAACCUACACAUGGGGUUCCUGGGGUGACUGGGGAUCUUGUAUCAGUAACUGUCCAGACAGCAACACCGGCACGAAAACCCGCACUAAAGCAUGCAUCGCCCAUAUCACAACGGCAAACCACACCACCACACAUUCAGUUGUAUACAUCCACUGCGGCACCUCGACCCAGAGUCACCAGAACACAAACUGCAGUGUUACCUGUCCAACUUACAUGUGGAUGCCAUGGUCUGACUACAACAGUUGCAAUUCUACGUGUCACCCAGGAGAUACCAGGGUUAGCGGCUACCAUACUCGCUUCAGGGAAUGCCACCACGUGCACAACAGUGCGAGUGGUCCCACAAGCCAUCACGCGGUGGUAAUCAGUCACUGCAAUGGCACCGACCUUUACGCUAGCCAACAGUCGCAGACACGUUCAUGUCAUACGAGGUGCCCAGUCCCAGUGAACGGGGGUUGGGGCGACUGGACAUCAUGGAGCACGUGCUCGGUCACAACGGGGACGGGUAGCACGGAGCGACACCGCAGCUGUAACAACCCGGCGCCCGCACAUUUCGGCAAAAACUGCGCGGGGAUUAGCCAGCAACAUAACCCAUGCACCGUAAACGUUUGGAGUGACUGGACUGCCUGGAGCCAGUGUACCGUCACGUGCGGCACCGGGGAGAAAUUGCGCAUGCGCCAUUGUGUAAACGGAAGCCGAUGUGACGGCGCAACUGUAGACAAGGCUUCCUGUGCACUGUUGCCCUGUUCUGUAGAUGGCGGGUGGAGCACGUGGAGCGAUUGGAGCGGCUGCAGUGUCACGUGCGGGUACGGAGGCCGCUUUCGAAACCGAACAUGUGAUUCCCCAGCGCCUCUCCAUGGUGGACGGCCCUGUGCGGGAGUUGACAGUGAUAUCGAUGUAUGUUAUGAUGUUGCAUGCCCAAUAGACGGUGGGUGGAGUAAUUUUACCUCGGCUGGCUCAUGCAGUGUCACGUGCGGUGUGGGGGUGGCCUACUCAACCCGGAAGUGCGAAAAUCCCCCGCCACAAUUUGGUGGCAAAGAGUGUGAGGGUUCCCCUGCCUCGUUUGAGAAAUGUGAAAUGCCCGGAUGUUUAAGAGACGGAGGAUGGACAGGUUGGUCUAACCUAACUUCCUGUAACUCCAUCUGCGGAAUGGGGAUGCAGCGGACCCUCCGAACGUGCACGGCUCCCGCCCCCGCCAAUGGCGGUAGUCAGUGUACAGGCGAUUCCAUGCUCUCCCGCGAGUGUGACAACGGGCCAUGUCCAUCAGACAUAAAAGUUUGUGAUGGAACAUUGCUUAAAGAUGCAAUGCGCGGCGCCCAGUCCGCAGACUUCAAUUGCUAUAACACUUCCGGUACGGAUACUUCCGGUUCGGGUAGUUCCGGUAUAGACCCUAAAGGCAUGAUUUCCGAGAUGUGUCUGGCGCCCGGCACAGAUUCCUGGAUAAUAGGCGUUCAGGUCUCUUCUAUUUGCUCCCAACUACCAAUCUACUCUCCCUUGGCAAGUUUAGAGACCGGAUCA
Molecule: messenger RNA, 1762 nt
Organism: Mya arenaria
Lineage: Eukaryota; Metazoa; Mollusca; Bivalvia; Myida; Myidae
Product: coadhesin-like
Exons: 12
Source: RefSeq, a predicted model, not a curated record